Messenger RNA from Fonsecaea nubica, 1566 nucleotides. RefSeq lists its product as hypothetical. Gene Ontology annotation, biological process: carbohydrate transport; transmembrane transport. Bases 1 to 1566 code for a protein of 521 amino acids. The transcript is spliced from 6 exons. Lineage: Eukaryota; Fungi; Ascomycota; Eurotiomycetes; Chaetothyriales; Herpotrichiellaceae. Gene Ontology annotation, cellular component: membrane. The record is from RefSeq and is a predicted model, not a curated record. Gene Ontology annotation, molecular function: carbohydrate:proton symporter activity.
AUGGCUUUUGGGUCCGAUGCUCCAUUCAAAUGGCGAAACUUCUGGGCUUGUUUGGCCAUUGCCACAGGCCAGAUUGCCUGGGGUUACCCUUCAGAAAUCAUCGGCCCAACCCUUGGAAUCCCGGCUUUCCUGAAGUACAUGGGACUGGAGGACCCCAGGACCGCCGGUGAUCUCAUUGGAGCCACAAAUGGUGUCUAUCAGGCUGGUGCCUUCUUCGGCAUCAUCGCCAAUCUCUUCGUCAUGGAGAGAUGGGGGCGCAAGGCUGGCGUCGUGGCCGCGUCCGUUGUGUCAAUCUUUGGCUCUACCCUGGUUGCUGCGGCUCAGAAUAUUGCCAUGUUCAUCGUGUUUCGAUUCUUCGCCGGUGCUGGCGCGUAUGCGCUCUGUGUCGUUUUACCUAUCUAUACUGCUGAGAUCGCUGCACCCGAAUUGCGAGGUCUCUUUGUUGGACUGAACGGCGUCAUGUGCGGCUUUGGAUACUCCAUUGCCGCGUACAUGGGCCUGGCGUUCUCAUAUUCCAGCAACGAGACCGUGCAGUGGCGUGCACCUCUUGCCCUGGCCGUCCCGUGGCCGAUCUUGAUGCUCGUACUUGUUUACUACCUCCCCGAGUCCCCUCGAUACCUCCUUCUGAAAAAUAGAAACGAGGAGGCCUGGAAAGUCGUGUCCUCGCUCCACUCGACCAAAAACGAUGCCGACCAGGUGUUUGCCCGGGAGGAAUUCUAUCAGAUGCAGAAACAAACCGAGUUGGAUCGGACGAUCGGCUCAUCCUGGUUGAAGUUGUUCACCAAACCGUCAAACCAAAAGAGGCUGAUGGUUGGCAUGGGCUUUGCCUUUGUCGGCCAGAGCACAGGCGAUCUGGUCAUUAACAACUAUGGCCCGACCUUUUACAGUGCCUUGGGCUUUAACCCCAAGGAUCAACUCAUCCUACAGGCUGCGUGGGUUUCCGUUAGUAUCUUUGGGAAUCUUGUCGGGGCACUUUUGCUCGAUCGUGUUGGGCGACGACCGAUUAUGCUCUUUGCUGUCGGAGCUUGUGUCAUCUGUUUGAGCAUCGAGGCUGCCAUGGUCGCAGAGUAUGCUACCUUCCACGAUGGCAGAACCAGCGGAGGCAGCAACAAGGCGGGGUUGAGUGCUGGUGUGUUUGCUCUGUUCUUGUUUGAGGCCGUCUACACCUCCGGCAUCGACGUUGCGGGCUUUGUUUUCUUUGCAGAAAUCUGGCCCAACCAUGAUCGAGUCCGCGGCGUUGCUCUGUCAUGGCUUGUUUUCGUCCUCACAGACUUGGUCUACCUUCAAGUCACGGCCACGGCGUUUGCACAUAUCGGCUGGAGGUACUUUCUGGUCUUCAUCGUCGUCAGUGCCGUCGGGUGGGUCUGGAUGUGGUUCUGCAUCCCUGAAACCAGGGGUCGACCCCUCGAGGAAAUGGCUGAGCUAUUUGGUGACAAGGACGAGGUCAUGGUGUACCUUCGGGACCUACACAUUGAUGAAGAGACUCACGAGGUCGUGGAGGAUGGCCCACGUAAGGUUGCACAGGUUGAAGGCGAGGCCAAGAACAUUGAGCACGUCCAUGUUUGA